Drosophila hydei is the source of this 2884-nucleotide messenger RNA. RefSeq lists its product as uncharacterized. Bases 339 to 2780 code for a protein of 813 amino acids. The record is from RefSeq and is a predicted model, not a curated record. The transcript has 2 exons. Lineage: Eukaryota; Metazoa; Arthropoda; Insecta; Diptera; Drosophilidae.
CCGCGCAGUGUGGCUCUAAAAAGUGGCGGCUGAUCGAUUAGACGAUUCUUCUGGCAGCUAUUCGGCAAUUAUAUUAAGAAAUUUUUGAAAUUUUAUAAAUGCAUUGAUAUUUCGAUACAAUUUUUACUUUUGUUACUUAAAUCAUUGUUCAACAGAAUUAUAAAUUGUAUAGAAAUUGUUCAAAUUAAAUUUAAAGCGCAGCAUAGCAUGAAGAUUGUUCGAUAAAAAAGUAUGACAGUUGAUUUUUCAAUUAAUAUGGCAACUCUAUUCGAAAAGGAAGCUAAAGUGCAAACAGUAAGGAAAAUUUAUUGCGGCGUUUAAUUCGAUUAACUGCGAAAAUGUCGCAAUUAUUAGUAGAUGAAGAAACAUUGGAAACGCUAACCUAUGAACGUUCCAAAAUAUGGGCAAACUUUCUUAAACGGUGUGAGAAUAUGGAAGAUGGCGUGGAAAUAAAUAUGAAUAAUAUCGAUGAGCUGUAUAAAAACGAGGAUGAAGAAAGUAUUGUCGAUAUUGAAGAAGCCGUAGAAGAUACUGUUGAGACAGAGGUCCACAACACAACGGCAUCUAUGAGCAAGGACGAACUUACUUUAAUGAUAUGCAACAGCGAUAAUAAGGAGAUUUUAAAUCAAACGUUGCCAAUCGUUCAGGAGCACGUACGUAAAUGGAAAGCUGCUGGUCUAGAUCGUAUACUAAAUACCUUCGAUGAGCAGAAGAUUGAACGGCAUGUGGGUGAUUGGUUGCGGCGCCAUAACAGUGCCUAUGGUGACAAGACUCUUCAGCAAAUGUCGCCCACAAAACUUAGCCGCAGGCGCUACACUGCAACUGAUCAUGUCUACUCGCCGGAUGUCAGCAACGAAAGCGAAACUGAGUCAAUGCAUUCUGUGGACACAGCACGCUACAUACGCGCCAGUCGCAAGCGGACUGUGUCGACUGCCUCCAAGUGCAGCAGUCCCAUGACAACAAUCAAAAUGUAUCGCACGCUGCCGCGGAAGCGCGACGAGUUGCGUGCCAAAUACGGCUGCGAUGAGUACAAUGAGGAUCAGGAGCAUCGACACCACAUGCAGGCGCUGCGCCAUCGACGUGACCAGCUGCACAGAUGCAAUCGUGAGCGUGGACGUGAACGUGAACUAAUUUAUCACACAACUCCCAGUCAUUAUCCGUACAGGGUUGCGGCCAGCUUUAAUGGCCAGCAGCGUCGCAAGCAGCUCCGAAAGCGGCACGACAGCUCACCACAUUUUCCAUCAUCAUCCUCUAGCGAAGAUGAGACUGGCCAUAGCCGUUGCAACUGCAGUGCCUGCAUGAGGCGUGCCUUUUCCAUGACAGCGCAUCCAUAUUAUGGCUAUCGCAGCUAUCACAUGCACAGCCUAUAUCAUCAUCAGCGACUUGAAUUGGAGUCGAGAACGUCGCACAGCCUUUUUAAGCGGAGCGUGCGUCAAUUGCGACGUCAGCAUUCAUUCGAGGAUGACUUGCGUCCUCGUUUAUUAGAGAGCGAUUAUAAGUGUUGCAACAAUGAUCGACUCUGCUCGAAUGUGGUGCACAUCGCCAAUAGGUCAACAGAGGAAUGGGUGGUUGAGAAUGAAAGCAGUCCGGAUCUUAUGCAGUUAAAAACGCCGUCCAAAUGUCGUUUUAAGACUAUAAACUCAACGUUGAGGUCGAAAUUGCAAAGAAAAUGUCAGCCGAUUAGUGUUCUUGCUGAACAAACUGACGAAGACAGCGAAGAUAUGUUGGAGGAAAACACCAUUCUAGACAAGGAAUAUCUACCGGAAGACAAGCCUAUGCGAAAAGCAUUACAAAAGUUUAUUAAUGCGGACGUUGUGCCAAAGUCUAUUACGAGUUUGUCGUCGAAUAAUAUUACAGUGCCUGAAAUAAGUAAGGAAUCUGUUAAAUCUAACAAUAUUGUCAAUAAUGAACCAAUGGCUAAAUCUAACAAAGUCAAAGGUUCUUACCAGAAACAGAAGUUAUUGACGUCAGAAAAAAGAGGAUCUGUAUCUGAAAAAAAUGUAAAGAGUAACAAGGCUACUAGCACAGUCGGUAAUGCUCGCCAGAAACCUAAGAAGGGCAAGAUGACUUCCAAUGAAUCAGAUGAUUCCGAUGCAGAUUUUAAACUAGCUGUGUCACUUUCUAUGCAAACCUUUUUGAGUGAAAAAAAGAAAUCGCUGCAAAGUGCUGAUCCUAAAUUAAGCGGAGAGACCUCUGCAUCACCGUCAAAUUUACCGGAACAAUCAACUUUUAAUGAACAUAGUGUGGCCUGCAAUUCUACGGCUGUGUCUAUUGAUGCGGAAUGUGCACAUUCGAUGAAAAAUUUGAUGAAGUUACCAAUAAAUACGAUCGCAACCACUUCACAGCAAAUUUCCGAUGAGCUUUCGAGCACCGAUGGCGACUGCACUAUUGUCACAUCCACAACUGGUUGCGAGACAGCUGCUGCAGUCGCGAAGCCAACUAUUAAGCUAACUAAAAAGGGUUAUUUACUGUAUGCACCAUCAAACCGGCAGCAGAACUGCAAUUCGAGCAACUUUACGCUAACCGAGGAUAGUCUUAGCCCCAUCAUUGGACUGAGCAAGGCUCGCAAGUUUCUCAAGUAUUACACGGGCUCUCGUAGCUUUGAUAAGCGCUACUCGGUUUAUUAUCGUCCCACAGCAAAGAUGGCAGAUGUAUUGAGUGCACGCGCCAAGUCUGUGGAUUAUCAAUCUUCAAGCAGCAGUGGUAGCGAGUCCGAUAUUUUCGAUCGCAUUCACCGUUACGGCGAUGUUUAUUUGGAAAAGAAUAUCGAGAGCGAUUGAUUUUUUUAACUAGGAAAACCACCACAUUCUUAUAUAUAUAGUGUUAAGAAGAUAGUUGAACUGAGUCUCAACAUUGAAUUAAUUGAAAUACUUUAAAUGUCCUU